AGUGAUGCUCCGUCAGUUCGUCCCGUCCCGACUGUGAGCGUUCCGUUUGCUGACAGCCGCCUCCGCCAUUUCCCCAGUGCCCGCUGCAUGCCGCCCACUCCUCGCUCGUUUCUUUCUUUUUUCUCUCAGCUUUCCUCGUCCUGUUUACACCUCGCCGAGUGUUUAUUCGUCUCGAUCCCCACUUGUCCAGGACGUCUCAGUGAGCGAGACGCCGCGCUACGGCUGCAGAUGUUGACAUUCGAGCGGAGCGCCGCUUAUGAAUCAGACGAUGUUUGACUUCUUCUGACAAGCUCUGUGCUGCACCACGAUGGCACAGCAAGUGUCAGCCAACGGCCCACAAGGUGGAUCCGUCACGAUUUCCUGCUCCUACCAGGCAUACUAUAGAAACCGGGAGAAGUACUUCUGUCAAGAUCCCUGCACCAGUGAGGAUGACGUCCUGAUCAAAACCACUUCUCAGGAGAGCCUGGCCUCUAGGGGAAGGUUCUCUGUCUUUGACUACACCUCCUACAGAGUCCUGUUUGUGACCAUCGCUGACCUGCAGCUGAGCGAUUCAGGCACAUACUAUUGUGGGAUAAGCCUGCUUUGGAGUACAGACUUCUUCAUCGAGGUGCAGCUAACUGUCAACAAAGUUCCCGCUAUCACAGUCAGCCAAUUACUCCAUGAAGAGAUGAGCACCAGAGUGACAUCAGCACCGGCAGAGCUGACAAGCAUGCAGGCAGGGAGCACAGUGCAAGAGAACGGGAGAGCAACAGAGGAAGACCUGAGUGUGACGACAUGGCAGUCAGAGGCAGAGGGUGUGGAGUUCACCACUGCAGUCAUCAGGACGGCCGUUGGACUGCUCUGCGUAUUUUUUCUUGCUGUCACUGUGCUUGUAUCUGAAGUAAUUGCAAGGUGCAGAAGACUUACCUGAAUAAGUACAACAAGAAGGUGGUCUCCAGCAACACUACACCCCCGGUAGAUGGACUCUCCAAUUGUCCUUUUUUUCCUGCAUUAAAGUAGAAUGAGGAAGGCGUUUUUAUCUCAUAUGGACGCCAUGAAUGGAAGCUUGAAGCAAAGUCAUCUUUGACAGUAUAAAUGAACUUUGGGCUUAUUUGUAUUUAAAUUCUUUCUUAAUACUGACUAGAGCAGUGUUCCUCAACCAGUGGAGCGGUCAUGGACUUCUGCCAUUUGGGUCACAAGUUGCUAUUGUUUAUAUUGGUAGUGGGACGAGCAGUUUCUCGUCCUCGAUCUACAACGAUUUCACUAGAUUCACUAAGAGGAACCCACCACUUUAAUGAUCCCGUGUGAUUCACCAAGGGGAACCUGUAACUUGAAUGAUCCUUCUCAAUUUAUUAUGAAUGAUUACCACUCUGACAA
Erpetoichthys calabaricus (reedfish) is the source of this 1356-nucleotide messenger RNA. Its product is annotated as CMRF35-like molecule 3. The record is from RefSeq and is a predicted model, not a curated record. Bases 308 to 910 code for a protein of 200 amino acids. The transcript is spliced from 6 exons. NCBI's taxonomy places the organism in Eukaryota, Metazoa, Chordata, Cladistia, Polypteriformes, Polypteridae.